Molecule: messenger RNA, 4299 nt
Organism: Rhagoletis zephyria (snowberry fruit fly)
Lineage: Eukaryota; Metazoa; Arthropoda; Insecta; Diptera; Tephritidae
Product: POU-domain protein pdm3
Biological process (GO): regulation of transcription by RNA polymerase II
Molecular function (GO): DNA-binding transcription factor activity, RNA polymerase II-specific; RNA polymerase II cis-regulatory region sequence-specific DNA binding
Source: RefSeq, a predicted model, not a curated record
GACUACGACAAAGAGAUCAUCAGCCAUAAAAUUAAUUCACCGAUUAGUAAUAGCAGCCUACAUGACUUGCACAAUCAGAACUCCUACGACAAGGAUCAUGUCAAGGAAUUGGAAUUUUAUCAGAGUUUAGCCAAGGCUGCCUCACUGGUCAAUCACAAUGAUGCUCAUUCGCGUCAAUCACAUGAGUCCCACGAAAUGUCGCCAGCCACUUCGCCGCAGCCAAUGCAAAUCGACACCGAUGUGGGCGAAGAUUGCGAUGGCCGAGAUCAACUUAGUCGCUUGUCGGAUGCUGAGGAUCACGAGCAGCAGGCGAAGGCUUCAGCUUCAGCAUUGGCGGUAGCAGCAGCGGCAGCGCAGGCGCAUCUAAACGGAACUAUGCAAGACAUGAUAAAUUUACAAAAAUUACAAAAUUUAGCUACGCUUCAGCAGCAGCAGCAACAACAACAACAACAACAGCAGCAACAACAACAACAACAACAUCAUCACAUGCAACAUGCCAAUGGCGGCGGCAAUGGCAUUCACCAUCAUCACCACCAUCUCCACUCGCAACAUCCCAACCUGCACACACCACCCGACGGCACGGCCACGCCGGUUAGUGUGGGCCAGAAUGUCACUCCGGCGACGGCUGCAGCAUUAGCAAGUCUUCAGGGAUUAGCGGCAGGUAUCAGCGCUUCAGCGGCUGCAGCAGCAGCACUCAAUUCGCCGCUCAAUUUGACUGUUGGUGCCGGUGCGAGUGGAAAUAGUGGCAUCACUGCCUGUCUGCCCUCGGUGAGCGCCACUGCCACCGGCCCACACAGCGCUCCGUGCUCGCCCAGUGCUCUUUCCGCUUCGAAUGUGCUCGCCGCAGCAGCCGCUGCCGCAGCGGCCUCUAACAAUAAUAACAAAGUCAUGUCACAUGCCGGCAAUUGUGGUGGCGGCGGCGGUGGUCAGGAUAAUCCCAGCAGUACAUCUCCCAAUUCGAGCUCGAUGCAGGCACAGACAAUGGCUCAGAAUACAUUGGCAAACGUGUUGAAUUCGGCUGCAGCAGCUGCGGCGGCAGCAGCAGCAGCUGGUGCGGCAUCCACCGCCUCACCGCCACCCACGCUUUCAACACCAACGGCGAGUGGUCAAAUGCCGCAAUUGAUACUUGCCUCGGGGCAGUUGGUGCAAGGCGUGCAGGGAGCGCAGCUGCUCAUACCAACGGCGCAAGGCAUUGCCGUUCAGACCAUACUCACAAUUCCGGUCAGCCCGCAGAUUAACACCAACGAGCAGUUUUUGCAGAAUUUCGGCGCCUUCGCGUCAUUCCAGCAACAGCAGCAGCAACAAGCGCUCUUACCGCCUCCGCUACCACCAGCGCUAGCCGCUCUCCAGCACGCCUCAACCCUGCCCCAACUAGCACAAACACCAACGAAUUUACUCAAACCGAACUUAUUCUCGAGUAGCGUUCAGCAGCUGUUGGCCGCGCUACACCCGGAACUAUUCGCGGCUGCUGCAGCUAAACAUCACCUGCGCGCCUCCCCCCAAGCAAUGCAUCAAGCGCAGCAGCAGCGCGCUGACCAGCAAUCGGCGUCGCAACCGCCACAUCUUGCUCACCUGCCGCCUCCGCCGCAUCAUCACCUUGCUGCACAUACGCAUGCUUUGUCAAAUGAUUUGCAUUUGGCUGCCGCGGCCGUAGCUGCAGCAGCGCGCAACACUGAACGCGGCGGUCAUUCGCCAGCCAGAUCUCCUCCCCUUCAUGGCAUUGGUAGUGGGGGAGAGCGUUCAAGCGCCUCUAGUUCAUCGUCAAGUACAAAAGCCGCCGCAGCAGCAGCGGCUGCAGCUGCAGCAGCCGCCUUCCAUCUGCAACAGCAGCUGCACAUCAAACAAGAAACGUCACCGCGUCAUCAUCACCAUCACUCACUGCAUCCACACUCCCACCACUCGCUACGACAUCCCGCAGAUGAGCUCGCCUCGCCGAACCGCGAGCAUGGCAAGUCAGCGGGCUCAUCUUCCGCAUCCGCUUCAAUGCAUAUGCCAACGGAUGUGAACGCUUCGCCGCCGCCUGGACUUAGUUCGCACCACCAUCAUUUCCACCAUCGCGGUAGCGGGAUGGGUUCAGGUCACCAAGCCAACUCAACGCCAUCGCCGCGGCCUAACUCGUCCACUUCCCUGUGCACAAUGGCGCUGCGCGAUCGUGAUAGGGACCGCGACAGGGACAGAGAGCGGGAAAGAGAUCGAGAAAGGGAGCGUGACCGUGACCGCGAUAGAGAGAGAGAACGCGAGCGUGACCGCUCCGAACGCACUGAGACACACAUCAAACGCAGUCCAACUCGUAGCGGCGGCUCGCUAAAUAAUGGACCCGGUAGUGGCGUGUGCGGUGGCAUCAAUCUCAGUCACCAUUCUUUGAAACGCGAAAGGGAACGUGACCGCGAGCAUUUGAGACGUUCUUCUUCACCGACACUUGGCUCCGGUGCUAGCUCAACACAAUUGACAGCCCUUGGUCGCAAUUCCUCCUGCACUUCGAAUGCUCUGAGCACUUCCACCUCCAACACAUCCUCCUCAGUCAAUGCAGCGGCGUCAACAGCAUCCGCAUCGGUAUCCGCAAGUGGCAAUCAACAUCACCAACACGGGCAUCACUCACACCUGCAUCAUCCAGGCCAUCAUCAGGCCCACCACAACUUGCACCAUCAUCCACACUCGCUGACGGCAGGCGUCACAACAAGUUCGGCUUCCGCAUCAUCGGCCAUCGGCGUAUUGUCGUCUUCAACGUCAACAGCAUCCAACGAAAGAGGCUAUUCAUCUCCUUUGCGCAACAGUGCUGGUCAAUUGUUUCGCAACCACUCGCCCUCUCCCAGCUCUACGGCGGCGGUGGCAGCCAUAACGCACUUGCAUCAUCAUCAACAUCAGCAACAACAACAACAACAACAACAGCAGCCACACGGCCAGCAUGCACACAAUAUGAGCUCACCACACGAACACGAUUUCCUGGGAAAUGGUGGCGGCGGACUGAGAACAUCUCCGCUGGGCAUGGGUGUAGGCGGCGGGGGCGCUGGCGGUGCAUCGAUGAGCAUGGGUGUCAGUGGCCCACCCUCAUCUGCGACGUCUGCAGCGACUAACAUGCUCAAUAGCAUGAAUAGACUCUCCGCCUCUGCGAAUGGUGAAUUGACCAUAACAAAAUCAUUGGGUCCACCAUCGGCAACAGCGAUACGUGCUUCAUCUGCCUCGCCCACAUCGCCGGGGCCCAGUUUAUCGGCGCUAGGCAUAAACACCUCAUCCGCCGCCUCACAUUUGGUGCAUCAUCCACACCAUGGCAUGCAUCCGAUGAAGCUCAGCCCGACGACCAGUGCAGUACUUCAGCGUGAACGGGAACGCGAACGUGACCGCGAUCGGGAACGGGAACGGGAAAGAGAACGCGAUAGAGAACGAGAGCGUGAGCGCGAAAGGACCGGCGGCAGUGGCCACGGAGAGCCAUCGUCACAGCUUUCACCCAACGGCACAGAGGGUUCGAGUGGCGCACAUGAUCUUCUAUUGGAUUCACCGAGAAAUCCUACCUUCAAUAUUCUAACAAAUUUUCCUUUCAAUAAAAAAAAAAUUAAAUCACCGCACAGGUUUGAGAAAUUGGAUAUAACGCCAAAGAGCGCGCAGAAAAUCAAGCCAGUUUUAGAACGCUGGAUGAAGGAGGCCGAAGAGAGCCACUGGAAUCGUUAUAAAUCUGGACAGAACCACUUAACCGAUUACAUAGGCGUGGAGCCAUCGAAGAAGCGCAAGCGCCGCACGUCAUUUACGCCACAGGCUUUGGAGCUGCUAAAUGCGCAUUUCGAGCGCAAUACCCAUCCAUCGGGCACCGAAAUAACCGGCUUGGCGCACCAAUUGGGUUAUGAACGCGAAGUGAUACGCAUUUGGUUUUGUAAUAAGCGGCAAGCGUUGAAAAAUACAGUGCGAAUGAUGUCCAAGGGAAUGGUGUAAGGGAUGUGACAGACGAGAAGAUUGCUCGCAGAAAGAAGCGCAAAGUGAAGAGAAAAGGACAAAUUCUAUUAGAGGUCCACGAAGGAACAGCAAGAUGCAGUCGGGCAAAGAGACGCUUUUAAGGAGAGUUGAUUAAAAUUUACGAAGGCUGAGGGCCAUGGCUCUCUGGAAAUUAUGUAUUCAGAGAUUAGAUUUGCGGGUCUAUUAAAAAAACAAAAACAAAAACUGUUUCCACAAAAGACAUUUAAUUUUUUAUGUAGCUCACUUUCAUCAAACUCUGAAUUACUUCAGCAGGAUGCGAGUAAUCAUUAUUUUGUAUUUAUUAGUUUGUAAAAAAACAUUUAACUUUUAAGCACAGCAAAACACAAUAAAUAC